UCCUUCCUCGAUCUCUCCCUCCCUCCCUCCGCUCCCAAUCAUGGCUACCGCCACCGCCGCCUCCCGCCUCGCGGUGGCCGGCGCUGAACCCGCUCGCGCCCGGCGCCACCGCCCGACGACGGUGGCAGUCUGCGGGGGCGCGAGGCCGAGGUCGCGCCCCGCGGCCGUCGUUGCCGCCGCCGGCGCCGCCGCUCCCUCUCCGGCCACCGGCGGCGUCGCGCCGGUUCCGCCAAGCCCCAGGGGCUCGAUUAUAAAGCGUCAUACACUAUCAGUUUUUGUUGGAGAUGAAAGUGGGAUGAUUAAUCGAAUUGCUGGAGUUUUUGCUAGAAGAGGAUACAACAUUGAGUCAUUGGCAGUUGGGCUGAACAAGGACAAGGCAUUAUUUACAAUAGUAGUAUCUGGAACUGAGAAAAUACUGAAACAGGUUGUAGAGCAACUAAACAAACUUGUUAAUGUUAUACAGGUUGACGAUCUGUCGAAGGAACCACAAGUUGAAAGAGAGCUAAUGCUUAUAAAACUAAAUGUUGAGCCAGAUAAGCGACCGGAGGUGAUGGGUUUGGUUGACAUCUUCAGAGCAAAGGUGGUUGACCUUUCUGACCACACACUAACUAUUGAGGUAACUGGAGAUCCUGGAAAAAUUGUUGCUGUACAGAGGAACCUAAGCAAAUUUGGAAUCAAAGAAAUUGCCAGAACUGGCAAGAUAGCUUUGCGGCGUGAGAAAAUGGGAGAAAGUGCUCCUUUUUGGCGGUUCUCUGCAGCUUCCUAUCCUGAUCUUGAAGUGGCAAUGCCAUCAAAAUCUCAUGUCAACACUGCGAUGAAAACAGCUAACCAGAAUUCUGAAGAAUCUUCACAAGGUGAUGUCUAUCCAGUGGAGUCAUAUGAAAACUUCACAACAAAUCAAAUUCUUGAUGCUCAUUGGGGUGUCAUGGCUGACGGUGAUCCAACAGGGCUUUGUUCACAUUCUUUGUCCAUUUUGGUGAAUGAUUUCCCUGGAGUUCUCAAUGUUGUAACAGGUGUUUUCUCCCGAAGAGGCUACAAUAUUCAGAGUCUGGCUGUUGGCCCAGCUGAAAAAGAAGGCACUUCUCGGAUCACUACUGUUGUCCCUGGAACUGAUGAGUCUAUUGCCAAGCUAGUACACCAACUGUAUAAGCUCAUUGAUGUUUAUGAGGUCCAGGAUCUUACUCAUUUACCAUUUGCUGCUAGAGAGUUAAUGAUCAUAAAGAUUGCUGUAAACACCACAGCCCGCAGGGCUAUCCUAGAUAUUGCUGAUAUUUUCCGGGCCAAAACUGUGGAUGUAUCAGAUCACACCGUAACUCUUCAGCUUACUGGAGACCUUGAUAAAAUGGUCGCAUUACAAAGGAUGCUCGAGCCCUAUGGCAUUUGUGAGGUUGCACGAACUGGCAGGGUUGCGUUGCGCCGUGAGUCAGGAGUCGAUUCCAAAUACCUCCGUGGGUUUUCCCUUCCUCUGUAGUUUGUUUGUCAGUUGGCAAAGAGGUCAUCCCCAUCUUGUCAUUUCGAUUCAAUUUUGUUCUCUUCUGUUAGAAUCACAAUCUUGAAGUGAUAGAAUCAUUCGAAAGCAAUACAAUAAGAAAAUAGUGGUCACAGUUUGUGUCAGUUGUAUUAGAAAAGAUUCAAUAAAAGUAUUUGAGUUGGCUCAAAAUUGUUGUAUCUGACCAUUAAAGCUGUUUAUUUUUCUAGUUCUUAUAUUGCAUA
Oryza sativa Japonica Group (Japanese rice) is the source of this 1713-nucleotide messenger RNA. RefSeq names its product acetolactate synthase small subunit 1, chloroplastic. Lineage: Eukaryota; Viridiplantae; Streptophyta; Magnoliopsida; Poales; Poaceae. Gene Ontology annotation, cellular component: cytosol. The record is from RefSeq and is a predicted model, not a curated record. Gene Ontology annotation, biological process: L-valine biosynthetic process. Gene Ontology annotation, molecular function: acetolactate synthase activity; acetolactate synthase regulator activity.